AUGGCUCAAUUCAUGCUGCCCAUUCGGCGACGAAAAAUUUAUAAGGCUAGAAGGCAAGCUGGUGCUUCUACUUAUAAAGCUAUGUACCGAUUUGAAGAAGACAACGUAGAGAAGCAGUUUGCUUCAAUAAACGUACAAGCUACAUGUAAUAGCAGAGAAUGGUUUACAAGUGUUGAUGCCACGUGGCCAGGUUCUGUGCAUGAUAGUAGAAUUUGGAGAAAUUCUUCAGUAUUACCCAUUAUUUCGGGAUACCAAGGACAAGCCAUCCUCUUAGGUGACUCGGGUUAUGCCGUUGCUCCUUGGUUGAUAACUCCCUACAGAAACCCAAGAAACCAGGUUGAAAUACACUUUAAUAACAUGCACAAAAGAAACAGAGUGAUUAUCGAAAGAUGUUUCGGUCAAGUGAAAAAACGAUUUCCAAUUUUGAUGAAUGAUAUUAGGGUUCGUUUGUCUAGAAUACCAAAAUUGAUAGUUUCUUGUUUUGUUCUGCAUAACGUUUCUAAAUUUGUAAAUGAUGUAAACGACUUUCCUGAUAUUCCUCUUGAAGAAGAUGAUGAAAUUGUAGAACACGAAAACCACAAUCCAAUUCAAGGAAUUCAACGCAGAAAUGGAUUGGCUCAAAUUUUGUAUGCCCAAAGAUAA
Messenger RNA from Zophobas morio, 642 nucleotides. RefSeq names its product putative nuclease HARBI1. Lineage: Eukaryota; Metazoa; Arthropoda; Insecta; Coleoptera; Tenebrionidae. The transcript is spliced from 2 exons. The record is from RefSeq and is a predicted model, not a curated record. Bases 1 to 642 code for a protein of 213 amino acids.